AUGAAAAAUCACUCUAUGAUUACAGAGUUUGUGCUCUUGGGCAUUUCAGACGACCCGGAGCUUCAGGUUGUAAUUUUUUUCUUUUUGUUCAUUGCUUACACAUUAAGUGUGUGUGGAAACCUAACCAUCAUCACCCUCACCUUGCUUGAUUCUCGCUUAAAGACUCCUAUGUAUUUCUUCCUUCAGAAUUUCUCAUUCUUAGAAAUUAUGUUCACCAGUGUUUCUGUCCCUAGAUUUCUGGGGUCAAUAAUUACUAAAGUUAAGACCAUUUCCUACAACAACUGUUUGGCUCAGUUAUUUUUCUUCAUCUCCAUGGGAGUGUCUGAGUUCUUUCUUCUAACCGCUAUGUCUUAUGAUCGCUAUGUCGCCAUCUGCAAGCCACUGCAUUACACCGUCAUCAUGAGUCAGAAGGUCUGUGCCCUUCUUGUCCUCUCCUCGUGGCUGGCAGGAUUUCUGACCAUCUUCCCGCCGCUCAUGCUGGUACUUAAGUUAGAUUUCUGUGCCUCAAACAUCAUUGAUCACUUCUCCUGUGACUACUUCCCCAUUUUACAACUCUCCUGCUCAGACACAAGGAGUCUGGAGAUGAUUGGCUUUUAUUUUGCCUUUGUCACUCUGCUGUUCACGUUGGCCCUAGUGAUCUUGUCGUACAUCUGCAUCAUCAGCACCAUCCUGAGGUUCCCAUCCGCCAGCCAGAGGAAAAAGGCUUUCUCCACCUGCUCCUCUCACAUGAUUGUCAUCUCCAUCUCGUAUGGAAGCUGCAUCUUCAUGUACGUCAAACCUUCUGCCAACGAACGGGCAUCGCUGACCAAAGGGGUGGCUGUUCUCAAUACUUCAAUUGCUCCCAUGUUAAACCCUUUUAUUUAUACAUUGAGAAAUCAACAAGUCAAACAAGCGUUCAAGGAUUUAGUUCAUAGAGUAAUACUUUAUAGAAGCAAGUGA
Chionomys nivalis (European snow vole) is the source of this 939-nucleotide messenger RNA. RefSeq names its product olfactory receptor 6C3-like. Gene Ontology annotation, molecular function: olfactory receptor activity; G protein-coupled receptor activity. The record is from RefSeq and is a predicted model, not a curated record. NCBI's taxonomy places the organism in Eukaryota, Metazoa, Chordata, Mammalia, Rodentia, Cricetidae. The coding region runs from base 1 to 939 and encodes 312 amino acids. Gene Ontology annotation, biological process: G protein-coupled receptor signaling pathway. Gene Ontology annotation, cellular component: membrane. The transcript has a single exon.